Messenger RNA from Paramisgurnus dabryanus, 2692 nucleotides. RefSeq names its product microtubule-associated protein, RP/EB family, member 1b (gene mapre1b). Lineage: Eukaryota; Metazoa; Chordata; Actinopteri; Cypriniformes; Cobitidae. The record is from RefSeq and is a predicted model, not a curated record. Gene Ontology annotation, molecular function: microtubule binding.
UCUUUUUCACGUCGAUGAAUCUCUACGUGAUGACGUACAACGUUCAAAGAACAAACCGACGCAUGAUCUGAGAGAAAGAGGCGCCGGCGAACAAGAGGACAUGGCUGUUAAUGUAUAUUCCACCUCGGUGACCAGCGACAAUCUAAGUCGCCAUGACAUGCUCGCAUGGAUCAAUGAGUCUCUACAAAUGAACUUUACCAAAAUUGAGCUUUUAUGUUCAGGUGCAGCCUAUUGCCAGUUCAUGGACAUGCUAUUCCCAGGCUGUGUACCACUGAAGAAAGUAAAAUUUGGUGCAAAGUUAGAGCAUGAAUACAUUCACAAUUUUAAGAUAUUACAAGCUGCUUUCAAGAAAAUGGGAGUUGACAAAAUUAUUCCAGUUGAUAAACUGGUAAAGGGAAAAUUUCAGGACAACUUUGAAUUCGUUCAGUGGUUUAAGAAGUUCUUUGAUGCCAACUACGAUGGCAAAGAAUAUGACCCGGUGGAGGCACGGCAGGGCCAGGACGCCAUGCCUACGCCCAACCCCUCCAUGUCGGCCCUCAGCAAGCCCAAGAAAGUCAUCAAUGCAGCACCACAGAGAGCGGCCGUGGCCAAGGUAACACCCAAGAUGGCGCCUGCCUCUGCACGGAGACCUGGUGCUGGUGGUGAUGAGGAAAGGGCAGAGCUUGUACAAGAGUUAAACAUGUUGAAGUCUACGAUUCAGGAUAUGGAGAAGGAGCGGGACUUUUACUUUGGCAAACUAAGAAACAUUGAGCUGAUCUGUCAGGAGAAGGAGGGUGAGGGAGAUCCCACCCUGCAGAGGAUUGUGGAUAUUUUGUAUGCCACAGAUGAAGGAUUUGUCAUACCAGACGCUGAGUCAGAAGACCAGGAGGAGUUCUAAUACUUGUGACUUGUUGCAGUUUUACCCACCAUACUCCUGCCGUCUCCACACAGCCCACUCUCAUCCUAAAAGGCUCCCACAUCAUUAUGAAUUUGGACUUUUAUCUGAAAUCCAUAUUGAAACAUAUUGUUUUGUCUGCUAAAGCAUGAGCUGUUUCAGUUCUCUUAAGAGAUGGCUGCCUCGAUCUCCCCGUUUCGCUACGAGGAGUGUGUAAAAAAAUACAAUUCUUAAUAUUGCUUUACCUCUUUCAGCAACCUCAGACACCCGCAAGCAUAUUUAUCUUAUUUUAAAUGUCUCGGACACUUCAGUCUGUAGUGGUUUCUCCCCCUCUGUGCUAUGGUACUGAUCUAGUACCUUACACUGACACGAUACAGAGGGACACAAUAGUGUGUUAGAACCGUUCUGCCCAAGCGCCCCUCUCCCUAGUUUCCAUUCAUUUUUGGUGCUUGCUUUAGCAUACGGCAGGUAGCAGUCACCACCGCUCCAGUGUAUCCUUAGUGACUGUGCCUUAUACAGACUGUCUGGAGGGAGUGGACCCAGUCUGAUGUUUGUCUUUUGUUUGUUUUAUGGAUGUAGUGAUGUAUCGUUAUGGUCCAGCAUGAGUCAGGUUUUGCUGUAUUAUGUACUAACACUCAGUUUGUGUCACGUGGACAAGGACGUGCACAAGCAAAAAUCUUAUUAUUUUAUUUUUUAAUUUUUAAAGAAUUAUAUCCAUAUGAACAUAGUUGCCACUACAUUGCUGGACCCGAGGCCAACAUUUUAGUUGACGAGACAAACACUGCCUGUCUCUGCAUGGUCCUUGCAGUUUUCUACCUGUUUUUACUGCCUUAUAUUUAAAGCAUUUUUUCUAUCCUUUCAUUCGCACUGUCUUGGCAAAUAUGUGUUAUUCAAAUUAAAGUUUUAAAGAUUUAAAGUUUUCUUUUUUGUUCCUUUUUAAUUAUUAUUUGUAGAAGUUGCAGCAGAAUUUAUUUCGGAUGGAGACUUGAGAGCGUUUUAAUUACAAAAGACUAAAAACAUUUAGGGACUAUUUUAAAAUAUUGCACUCUUAAGACCAUUCCCCAACAUUGUCAGGCAAAUGUAAUAACACUAGGUUAAGGUAAGCGUACCUUUUCUACAAAAUAAUGUUGAAAGACCUGCAUGCCAUGGGAUGUCUGUGUUCUGAAUUGAUGAAUUAUGAGUUGGCUUAAGCAUUGACCGCUUGUUUCAAGUAAUGUUUGAACUUUAGGAUUGUGUCUAGGGAAAAUCAUGACUUGACUUUGGAUCACUGUGCAAAUUUGGAUUUUCUCUGAUGUGUAGCUUGUAUCAGUUUUAUGUACACUGGUUAUUCUCGAACAAUAUGAAAAAUUUCUCUGUGUGUAGUUACUUAAUGUUGCAUUUUAAAUGGAUAGCACGUGCAAAACCGGCAAUCAAGAGUUUUUAAUGGUGCUAUUAAAUACCUUGACCUCUAAGAAAUUGCCUGUUUGUGCUAGAAAAUCCUCCUUGCUGGUUGCUUUGGAUCAUUGGAUUGCAAAUAUUGCUGAAAUUGGAUGGACUAAAGUGUGCUGGAUCUAUACUAAACAGGAGAGUAGGAAAAUAAAACAUCUUUCAUUUAUGUAUGACAUAGAGUUGUGACGAGACUGUAUGUAAAUUCAUUUUCACCUUUGCUUUUGCAUAGGCACAAGGUGGAUGCAAGUAGCAUCUGUAGCAGAGUCACAUUGUUUUAUCCACAACUAUACUCUCUCUCCUUGUUUUUGUACAUGCAGGCUGUUAACAGUUACACAUUUUAAACAAUUUGUUCAAGUCAAUUUCUUACAAUAAAACAAGAUUUACAUGCUU